AAGCUGUUUAUGUUUUUGCAAGGCCACCCUUUAACUCAGCCGCCUGAUGACCAUAAUGGGACCAAUUGUCUGAAUGCUGCAGGGAACUGAAUCUCCUGAUCACAGAGACUGUAUUUCAGCCUCUGAUGCUCCUGAAUGGACAUUAUGGAACACUACAGUGUGCAGGGUAGAAGGGAUCGGGACCCAUAUGUCAAUGGUCUAGGAUGGCCAGUGAAGGCUCCAACAUCCCAAGUCCUGUGGUGCGACAGAUUGACAAACAGUUUCUGAUUUGCAGCAUAUGCCUGGAACGUUACAAGAACCCCAAAGUACUUCCCUGUCUGCACACUUUCUGUGAGAGGUGCUUGCAGAAUUACAUUCCAGCCCACAGUUUAACCCUUUCUUGCCCAGUGUGCCGCCAGACCUCCAUUCUGCCAGAGAAAGGGGUUUCUGCACUCCAGAACAACUUCUUUAUCACUAACCUGAUGGAUGUCCUGCAGCGAACACCAGAAAAUAGCAUUGAAGAGUCCUCCAUCUUGGAGACUGUCACAGCUGUUGCUGCAGGAAAACCUCUCUCCUGCCCCAACCAUGAUGGAAAUGUGAUGGAAUUUUACUGCCAAUCUUGUGAGACAGCCAUGUGCCGGGAAUGUACAGAGGGAGAACAUGCAGAACACCCCACUGUACCUCUCAAGGAUGUGGUAGAACAACACAAGGCUUCACUACAAGUCCAGCUGGAUGCUGUCAACAAAAGACUUCCAGAGAUAGAUUCUGCACUUCACUUCAUAUCUGAAAUUAUACGUCAGUUAGCCAACCAAAAGGCUAGCAUUGUAGAUGACAUUCAUUCCACUUUUGAUGAACUACAGAAGACUUUAAAUGUGCGAAAGAGUGUGUUGCUUAUGGAACUGGAAGUGAAUUAUGGCCUUAAACACAAAGUCCUACAGACACAGCUGGAUACCCUGCUUGAAGGACAGGAGAGUAUUAAGAGUUGCAGCAACUUUACAGCCCAAGCACUCAACCAUGGCACUGAAACUGAAGUUUUACUGGUUAAGAAGCAAAUGAGUGACAAGCUGAAUGAGCUGGCUGACCAGGACUUCCCACUGCAGCCCCGUGAAAAUGACCAGCUGGACUUCAUAGUAGAAACAGAAGGACUGAAGAAAUCCAUUCACAACCUGGGUACUAUUUUAACCACUAAUGCCGUAGCAUCUGAAACAGUUGCCACAGGUGAGGGGCUGAGGCAAACUGUGAUUGGACAGCCUAUGUCAGUUACCAUAACAACCAAGGACAAAGAUGGGGAGCUCUGUAAAUCUGGGAAUGCUUACCUCACUGCUGAACUGAGCACACCUGAUGGGAGUGUGGCGGAUGGAGAAAUACUUGACAAUAAAAACGGCACUUAUGAAUUUUUGUAUACUGUUCAGAAAGAAGGGGACUUUACUCUCUCACUGAGACUUUAUGAUCAGCAUAUCAGGGGCAGUCCAUUUAAACUUAAAGUGAUCAGAUCAGCAGACGUGUCCCCUACUACCGAAGGAGUUAAGAGGCGUGUUAAGUCUCCUGGCAGUGGCCAUGUGAAGCAGAAAGCUGUGAAAAGACCAGCUAGUAUGUACAGCACUGGCAAAAGAAAAGAGAAUCCUAUUGAAGACGACUUGAUCUUCAGAGUGGGUACCAAAGGAAGAAACAAAGGGGAAUUUACAAAUCUUCAGGGGGUAGCUGCAUCUACAAAUGGAAAAAUAUUAAUUGCAGACAGUAACAACCAGUGUGUACAGAUAUUUUCCAAUGAUGGCCAGUUCAAAAGUCGUUUUGGUAUACGAGGAAGGUCUCCUGGCCAGUUGCAGAGGCCUACAGGAGUGGCUGUGCAUCCUAGUGGUGACAUCAUUAUUGCAGACUAUGAUAACAAAUGGGUUAGCAUAUUUUCAUCAGAUGGAAAAUUUAAGGCAAAAAUUGGAUCUGGAAAACUUAUGGGACCAAAAGGUGUUUCCGUGGAUCGUAAUGGGCACAUCAUUGUUGUGGACAACAAAGCAUGUUGUGUAUUUAUCUUCCAGCCAAAUGGAAAAAUAGUAACCAGGUUUGGUAGCCGAGGAAAUGGGGACAAGCAGUUUGCAGGUCCUCAUUUUGCAGCUGUAAACAGCAACAAUGAAAUCAUUGUUACAGAUUUCCAUAACCAUUCUGUCAAGGUAUAUAACCAGGAAGGAGAAUUCAUGUUGAAGUUUGGAUCUAAUGGAGAAGGCAAUGGACAGUUUAAUGCUCCAACAGGAGUAGCUGUAGAUUCUAAUGGAAAUAUUAUUGUAGCAGAUUGGGGAAACAGUCGAAUACAGGUUUUUGAUGGAAGCGGAUCUUUUUUAUCCUACAUUAACACAUCUGCUGACCCACUUUAUGGUCCCCAAGGUCUGGCGCUAACUUCAGAUGGCCAUGUUGUAGUUGCAGACUCUGGAAAUCACUGCUUCAAGGUCUAUCGAUACUUACAGUAACAAUGGGCUCUGGAGCUGCCUGGCCCUUAACAAACGACUGGUCCCAGAGAUCCUUAAUCGAUCUCUCUGUGGAGGAUGUGUACUUUAAUUAAUUACUUUUUAAUGUUGAAGGAGUCUCCAGUGGACUUUUCAUGUUUAUUUCCAAACUUACCUUGUUUACAUAGGACUUGCACUUCUUAUGUUCCUCAUUGAAUUUAUUGUACGGGUUAAUAAACAAAACCCUCCUUUGCUGAAUUCAUUAGGACAAUGAAAUAUUAAACAUGUAAACUGCAGCUUGUGGAACGGGAAUUUAAGUAGUUGACUAAUUUUGCAAAUAAAAUAAA
This is a messenger RNA of Emys orbicularis (European pond turtle), 2761 nucleotides long. It is a transcript of the gene TRIM2, whose product is annotated as tripartite motif containing 2. Lineage: Eukaryota; Metazoa; Chordata; Testudines; Emydidae. Gene Ontology annotation, biological process: protein polyubiquitination; proteasome-mediated ubiquitin-dependent protein catabolic process; negative regulation of translation. The coding region runs from base 204 to 2438 and encodes 744 amino acids. The transcript has 12 exons. The record is from RefSeq and is a predicted model, not a curated record. Gene Ontology annotation, molecular function: translation repressor activity; protein binding; ubiquitin protein ligase activity.